This is a messenger RNA of Haliotis rufescens (red abalone), 1417 nucleotides long. RefSeq names its product hemicentin-2-like. The record is from RefSeq and is a predicted model, not a curated record. Lineage: Eukaryota; Metazoa; Mollusca; Gastropoda; Lepetellida; Haliotidae. Bases 222 to 1289 code for a protein of 355 amino acids. Gene Ontology annotation, cellular component: axon; neuronal cell body; plasma membrane. Gene Ontology annotation, molecular function: axon guidance receptor activity. The transcript has 13 exons. Gene Ontology annotation, biological process: homophilic cell-cell adhesion; synapse organization.
UUCAGCACAGGCCAUGUUGUUUAUUACUUCCCUCACUUCUGAACGCUGAAAACAUUAAUGUGACACAUCAUAUUCCGUGGCCAUUGAGCUACCCUGAAUGUGCAUCUGCCGUGGGUGGAUGGUUCGUUUGAGAUGAGAGGGAAGUAAGCCUUGGUUCAAGGCUUUCAUUAUUGUGCAUCGUUUUAGUAGCCCUGGUGGUGUCAGUAGUAUACAACAAAAACAUGCUGAAAAUCCCUUUGGCGAUACUGGUGAUGACGGCGGCCUAUGACACUGUGGCCAACUCGCAUUCCUGGAAAGAACGAGCUCCGUUGAUGACAAAGAAUGCAACUGACGGACAGCCAGUAUCACUGACUUGCCGCACACCUCCUCCAGGCAAAGUCAAAUGGUUUAAAAUUGCUGGCCCUGAAGGCAAACUUUUUCAAGUCAAUGUCGACCCAAGGAUACAAAUAUCCACUAGAGGAACACUUCACUUUGCUCAUGUGAAUAUCCUGGAUACUGCAGUAUAUAAAUGCAGCGUUUCUGGUUUCUCUACUAUCGAGCUCGGUAGUCCAGUCCAGUUGUACGUCACAAAAGGUAACAUUGCAGACACGUGGCCUACACUCCUGUGUUCAAGUGAAACAACCCACGCCACACUGGGACAGGAUGUAUCACUGCAGUGCAUCUUCAGCGGCAGGCCCGUUCCAGUUGUCACCUGGUACCGUGAUAUCAAUCAGGUCACAAACACUGCUCGUGUGAAACUAUCACAUACCUCCGUAACAAUCAAGAACGUUUCUGAGGGGGAUACGGGAACAUAUCGAUGUACUGGAAAGAACAAUGUCGCGUCCAGUUCUCAUGAGGUCACUUUGAUUGUAAAAUAUCCCGAUGAAGCAACAACUUCUGUCUCAGUUGAAAUCAGACCUAACCGGACAAAUUUACCAGCACUGGACAAUAAUGAGGUGACGACAGACGCGCUCCAAACAGGACUACAUGAGACAACUGUAUCUGCAGUGCAGAGCGAUGUGACGUCACCAAACCAGGUCCCUGGUGUGCCAGCUCUAUAUACAAUAAUCGCCGUUACUUCUGGUACCUUCCUCGCCCUCCUUGUACUAUCUUCUGCAGCUAUUUGCAUCAACGGUUACUGUCUCCGAAAAGGAAAAGACGAAUAUAGACUCCGCGUUCAGGUGGCCAAACUUUGUGACAGAGAUUCUACUUAUGAAACGAUCAACGAGGACGAAGUUACUAAUCAGUAUGAACGGCCUCUCAGGAAAUGUAUGCCAAUAUACCUGGAACCAGAACAACCAGGAAUGUGAUCAGAUGACUGAGUGAGUGAAAAGGGUGCCACGCCGACAUUAGCAAUAUUUUAACCAUAUUGCGUCGGACGCCAGAAAUGAGGACAGACAUUGUACCUGUUAUGAGAAUAAAAUGUCUUUGCCUUGCA